UCAAGGGGGAGCCCUCGAAACUGCGCGAGGCUUCCGUUUCUACAGCUGUGGUUUGCUUGAGGCUCCCAUCGUGCCUCGCGCCGUCUCCAUAGCUACCGACUCGCAGGCGUCUACCGUUGCCUAGGCCGCAGCGGCCUAGCAGAGAGGCGGGAGCACGAAUGGCGUGCGGAGCGGUGCCGCCGCUGUUACUGCGGCUACUCGUGUCCUGUCUUUUGGUGCCGCUGUCCUCGCCCACGGCCGUGCCCAGCAGCGCGGCCCUGAGUACCGCCACGACGGGGCCGGGGACCGGAGUGGACGCUGGUUCGGAGCAGACAGCGGAUAUCCCCCGCCACUCAACCCCCAGACCCAGCCAGACGUCCCCAGACCUCGGCGACGAAACCCUCCCUCCGGGAUCCAGCCCGGGCCCCAGUAGCCCCACAGGGAGCCUCAGCCCGGGCCCCACCCCUGGAGCCGCCAGUAGCGGACCCAGCCCGAACGGCGCGGCGGAGACUCCCGUCCCUUCGGAGCCAGCGAUUCUCGGAACGACUCCUCGUCCCGGUCCGUGGCCAGCGCCUGUGACCGACGUGGUUAAAUUGUGUGUCUGUGACCUCCUGGUGGACCAGUGUGAUGCAAAUUGUUGCUGUGAUCCCAUCUGCACUGCUGUGGAUUUCAACCUCUUCACUGAGUGUUCAGUUCCUGUUGUCACAGGAGGCAGUCAGCUCUGCAGGCAGCAAGAAGCUCUCUAUGCGAUAGAUCCAGUGGGGCAUCCUCCUGAGAGGCUCUUCCAGUUAGCCGACAAGGUCAACCCCAGCGUUUUCUGCAUUCAGAUGGCCAACUACAAAUCUGCCUUAGCAUUCCGCCCACCAGAAGUACCCACUUUGUACAAUUUUGAUAGGUUGCUGCAAGAAUUUGGCGGGGAUACCUUUGGUAUCAAAGGUAAUCUUGCACUGACUGAUGAGUUUGAAACCCAGCAUGCCGCUAAUGUAAAUGGUACCAGCAGUUACGAGUAUAAGGAUCUCAUACAGACAUCAGAUGGGUUUCUAAGGCUCCCUGCUCCUCUGUUGCUAUCCUGGUGUGCCCACAGUAACCCUGCAGGGUUCUUAGUGAACCAGGCUGUGAAAUGCAACACAAUGAUCAAGGAGGACGACUGCACCACUGUCCCAGGCCUCAGCAUGCAGUUCUACACCCGUUCUAGCAUUUUGACCGCACCCACGUCGAGUCAAAUGGUUAAUAUCACCAUCCAGUCCAUAACUGUGCAGACUGUAGAGGGGCUGCGCAUGCGGCUGUACAACACUGAUGCUUCAAUGCUCCCUACAUUAAAUGGUCAAUUGUGUAGCAACGUAGUUCUUGAGGCCAGUUAUCUUAUUACCUUCACGGAGGCGGGUGAGAUAACUGGCGCAGCGGUGUCUUUGGUCCUGGCAACCGUUAACACAGCGGCACGUUUUGUACUGCAGAUUUUUGAGAUCCGUUUUCUUCAGCAAGAUGCUCAACCUGUUCAUCUCAGCGGAAGCCCCGGUUAUGUUGCUGGCCUACCAAUAAAAGCUGGAUUUAGGUCAGCUGGGUCUGGAGUCAUUCAGAGCAGGAAUGAAGAUGGCCAGCUUACCAUUAUGAAAAGCACAUCUGCUCAGGAUUGUUUAGCUGUGGAAGGUGUCAGAACUCCAGUAUUGUUUGGGUACAGCAUGAUGUCUGGAUGCCAACUGCGAAUUACCCAGGAUGCAGACUGCAGGCUCUUGACCCCAGUGCUCCUGAACGUGCUGAAGGGUCAAAACUUCCCAGACUGUGUAGCUUCGUUUGGAGAUUCUCUGCCCCAGAAUGGCCUGGACUGGGUGCAGAUUUCUUACAAUGUCACCAAACCGAGCACCUGCGAAAUACCAGUGUCGUUUGAAAUAGAAGUGAAAUGGACUAAAUAUGGCUCCUUAGUUAACCCCCAGGCUAAAAUCGUGAGCCUCACAGCAACGGUGAUGACAGUCGCCUUGCCCCAGGUUCCUUCAGGAAGCGAAAGAACCAUCCAGCUUUUCAGUUCUGCUACUUUUGUUGAUGUCUCUGCUGCAGCUGAGCCGGGAUACAAAGCACGACCAACCGUUGAAGCCAACUUGCCAUUUGACUUUUUCUUUCCAUUUAUUUAGUCAUACUAUGCCCUGCUUCUUCAUUUUCUAUUUUGAAAGAAAGGGAGAACCAAUUUUUCAAGGCACUCUUCCAGUGAGAUCGACGAAGGUCCUUGCACAAAGAUGAACUGAUCCCAAGAUUAUUGGCCCAUUCUGUGUCUGACGAUGUUCAUGCAAAACAAGAGAGGAGUGUGAGGAAAGGAAUCCUAGAUAGAAUCAGGAUGGGCCUUGGCAAAGUUGGUCUAAAGGAAAGACAGCAGAGACUCUAUGCUCUAUCAGGCAAGCUCUGUUUUCUGUUGCCAGUAAGUGGCUGAGUCAGAGCUCACCCAGUGCAGCUUCCAUCUUGUGCUCCAUUGGAAAUCUUAAUGGUAGCAGAGCUCAUCAUCUCUGCUGCUGCGCCUUUCAGGGUCCCCCCCCCAGUUUGAAUGGAGCCAUUCUUCUCUUGAAAUAUGGGGACAGCUGACAUCUUCUGUGGUACACGGAAUUGUAAAGGAAGGGGCCAUGUCUCAAGAGGGCCAUCUUGCUCCCCUGUCACUUCCCACCCCCCCCCCAGUUAUUUCUUCUGGAUUGAUUGCCCUAUGUUGUCCAUUUUGCAAAAGUACUAACUCUACUGCAUCCAUCACCAGAGCUCCCUCUAUGCUCCUAUCUUCAUUUCCAUUGUCUUGUAGCAGACAAAGUUUAUUAUCAAACAUUGCUCCCUAUGUGGGAAGUUGGUCGCUUUGGGGGGCAGGUGGGUGGAGUGAAUAACUUUUAAUAAGACCAUGUACUUUGGGUUGUCAUGCCCAACAGAGUGAGAAAAACUAUUUACAAAGAGCUUACCCUCCCCAUAGCUUCAGAUCAGCAGCCAGCAGCAGCAGAGUUGAAUCCGGCCCCAUAGCUUUUCCUCUGAAGCUCUUAAUGGUUGGGCAAUGUCCUAGGGGAAGAGGUAGUCUCUCAAAUAGCCCGAAUCAAGGCUGUCUAGGGCUUACAGCCUCAAGUAGCCUGGGCUGAACCUGCCUGGCUGUAAAUAUCUUCUUUGAGGGGGGGGUCUUCUUUGAGCACACCCACCCUCUCUGCUGCAGCGAAUUGGCAACAGCCAGCAAGGUCUCGGCUGUGGCACCCCCCUCCCCAUUAAGGGUCCACUAGUGCCAUUUAGGCUGAAAUCAAAGCCAUUUUAGUCUCUCUGAUCUUUAAUAAUAAGCAUUGGUUGGUUGAGUGGUCUUUUGUGUUCAUCUGUCUUAAAACCGUUUCUAAACAUGCCAGCCAUCUAGGGAUCCUUUGGCAGAGUCAGGAUGGAAACAUUUUGGUACCUCCAAUCACCUCUUCCAAGUGUCCAUCCCUUAAAAUGAGUUACUGACACAGGUGUGUAGUCUCAUUGCUGCUGGAGGAAUGGUUUUCUUCCACUUGCAGCACCCUGGCUCUCCGCGUGUUGCUGGAUUACACCUCCCAUCUGCUCUAACUAAGCAUUGCCAACGUGGUGAGGGCUGGUGGGUGUUUUAGUCUCUCAGCACCUGGAGAGCCACAGGUUCCCCAUUCCUGUUGGUCAUAAAUGUUGGUGAUAAUAGAUGAUAAAACUUCCCCCGGGAGACUGGCAACUCGCACCCUCAGUUGACUGUGGCAUAAUAUAUGUUGGAUACAAGCCCAUUUCAGCAAUUCAGUCUCUUCCCCAAGCUGACCCCUUGCCUCUUUAAAAGAAAAGAGGAUCAGAAAACAUUGCAGAGCACAAAAAAGGCCUGCCUGUUGUGCAAGCCUUGUCUUUUAGAUGUGGAACUAGGUUAUAAAUAAUAGGCCUCCUCCAGUAAAAAAUGGGGAGGAAAGAAGACUGAGGCAGGGCUGUUCUGCCAUUCUGCAGCCAGUUAUCCUUCUGCUUACCCAAGGAGUAGUUGUGGCCCUGACGAAAAAUGGAGUUGGACAGCCACAGUUUUCCUUCUGUGUUGCCCAGGCUAGACCUCCAACCCAUGUGAAGUUCUGUAAUAAGCAGGUGCUAAGGCAGCUUAAUAGGGUUCUUCAGACCGCUGUUGGACUACCAUAAUCCCCGCCCCUUGGAGAAGGUAGCUGGGGAGUUGGAGUCCAACUACAGCUCAGAACCCAAGGCUGAAGAACACUUGAUGCUCAAAGGGCCAGUGUGCAUUGAAGUAAAGGGUGGUGAUGGUGGUAACUACUUGGCUUUUUGCAAGAUGGAGCAUCCACCCUCAUAUUCAGAGUUGGAAAAACAGCAUUGGACUGCUUUUAUCUUCCUACUUCCUAACAAUGAGGACUAGGAACUUGGAAAAAUGUCUCCCUCUCCCCCAGAGCCCCUACAAAAACACUGGCCUCUUUCACACACUUCAGUAGCUGUAGAGACUAAAGUGGGCACUUGUCAUCUCCAACGUCAAGUCUGAUGAUGCUCUGUACUUCUGGGCAGGCAGCAAAUGUAGUGUACAGGAAGGCCUAGGACUAAGAGAAUGAUGAAGCGGAGGCAUCCAAGGAGCCGAGUGCGGCAGGAGGGCCCUGCCCUGCCCUCUGCUCCCGUCCCAAGUGCAUUACAGACCUCUUCAGGUACACAGCCGUCACUUGCAACUUUGUGACAUUAAACAGAUUUGACUUUAUUAAAUUAUUUUUGCUAUUUUUUAAAACUGUACAGCUGUACAAUUAAAGAUUGGAAUAACUGGU
This is a messenger RNA of Rhineura floridana, 4715 nucleotides long. RefSeq names its product tectonic family member 1 (gene TCTN1). The transcript is spliced from 14 exons. NCBI's taxonomy places the organism in Eukaryota, Metazoa, Chordata, Lepidosauria, Squamata, Rhineuridae. Gene Ontology annotation, biological process: protein localization to ciliary transition zone; cilium assembly. The record is from RefSeq and is a predicted model, not a curated record. Gene Ontology annotation, cellular component: MKS complex. The coding region runs from base 159 to 2105 and encodes 648 amino acids.